GGCUGCUGCGCCGGCCGUUGUCUGUCAUCAACAACUGCCCGAGCUGGCUAGGUGAGGUUGGUUGGCCAUCCGAAACGUGAAUCUUACCUACCUUACCUAUGCUCGCAACUCCACCUGUGUCGCAAACCGCAAGAUCGAAGCUGCAUUACUGCUUUGAAUCGAUGCGCCCCCUUCUCAUCUUACCGUCAGGCAGGUAGCAGAGCCCUCUCUGCUGCCGCCACAGUGCAACAGCCAACGCCAUGGGCUGGACUGUCUUCCUCUUGACCUACGUUCUCGGAGGCAUCACGUUUCUCCCACUGCUCGUGAUCGUCAUUUUUGCCCAUGCUUAUUUCACCCUUCCCUACCGCAAAGAUGCCGACGCCCCGCAGGCGUCAGCUAGCGACGAUGACCUGGUGCAACCCGGUGACGACCUCGAACCUCUCAAAACAGCACAGAAAGAUGGGCCCAAGGGCCGGUUCGCUCACCGCGAGCCGGAUGUUGCGGCUGGCUACUUUGCCGUCUGCCGCGAGUACACGCCAAUGGGCAUCAAUGCAAAGCCCAUUGAGCGUUCGACGCCCGUCGGUUCCACCACCGUAGCGGCGCCCAGCCCCAGUGUCUACCAGACCAUGUACCGCAGCAUCUUCGACCGGAAGCAGGCGCCCGGACCACUGGACAAUUCGACUGCCGGUAGUCAGCGCCCCAAGAAGGCUGGCAAUGUGUUCUACGUGGUGCUGAGGCAUGGUCAUUUGAUGCUAUUCGACGAUGAUGAACAGCUCGAGGUACGCCACGUGGUGUCUUUGGCGCAUCACGACAUCAGUGUAUAUUCGGGAGAACCUGUGACGCCGGAAGGCGAGCUCUGGAUCAAACGUAACGCCAUCUGCCUCUCACGGCGUUCCGAUGGCCCGGAGUUGGGCCCGGACAGUCAGCUCUCCAAGCCGUUCUACCUGUUCUCAGAGAACUGCUCGGCAAAGGAGGACUUCUACUUCGCCCUCCUGCGAAACCAGGAGCAGACGUUUGCAGGCGAGAACAAAGCGCCAACGCCCAUUCAGUUCGACGUCAAGAACAUUCUCUCGUUGGUGCAGAAGCUCCACUCGUCCGAGGAGCACAUGCAGACGAGGUGGCUCAAUGCCAUGAUCGGGCGAGUGUUCCUGGGUGUUCACAAGACCAAGGACAUUGAGAACUUCAUCCGGGAGAAGCUCACCAAAAAAAUAUCCCGGGUCAAGCGGCCAGCGUUCUUGUCGAAUAUCACCAUCAAGGCCAUUGAUACGGGCGAAUCGGCACCAUAUAUCACGAAUCCCCGUCUAAAAGACCUAACCGUCGAGGGAGAGUGCGGGAUCGAGGCAGACGUGCGAUACACUGGCAACUUCCGGCUGGAAGUUGCAGCGACUGCUCGCAUCGAUUUGGGAUCACGUUUCAAAGCCAGGGAGGUCAAUUUGGUCCUCGCCGUCGUCCUGCGAAAGCUGGAAGGUCACGCACUCUUCAAGAUCAAGCCCCCGCCCAGUAACCGCAUCUGGUUCUCGUUCCAGCAGAUGCCGAAGUUGGAGAUGACGAUCGAACCCAUUGUCAGCUCGCGACAGAUUACCUACACGGUCAUUCUCCGCCAAAUAGAGAAUCGGAUCAAGGAGGUCAUCGCAGAGACGUUGGUCCUGCCUUUCUGGGAUGACACGCCCUUUUUCAGCACCGAGCAUAAGAAAUGGAGGGGCGGAAUCUUCCACGAUGAUACAGUGAAGUCGCCGGCCGGCCCCGAAUGCGCUGUUGCCCAAGAUGGAGAUUUAGACGAAGUGGAGCGUCUUGAGGAGAGUCACGGAUUGCAGGAGACAGAUCUUCCUCAUAUGGAGAAGAGCUACAGCCAACCGGUGCUUGAGAAGAAGCCCUCGAUUGGAUUCUUCGGCAAGAAGCUUCAGAAUAAAGCAAGCAAGACAGACCUGGCAUCAUCUCCUUCGACCUCGUCAACCAGUCUUGACAUUAGGAACGAGACAAAGAGCGAGAUAAGCUCCCCGCCUGCACUCCCUGCCCCCUUCGCCCAACCCUCAUCCCCUACAGUAGGGACCAUCGCCGCCAAUGCAGACCAAUUCAGACCCUCAUCGUCCCCGCCAAAGGAUAAUUCAGCCGUGUCAGUCAUGGAGUCUCUCUCAGCGAAAUCCCAGUCUCCAGCCUUGGCUCCAGCAUCCAGUCCAAAUGCUUUCAAACCUUAUAUUACGUCCAAGUCCUCUAGCCAUUCAACUUCCAGCUCAUCUAGGGACACGACCGACACGGAAAAGGAGGCGGCCAAGACAUCUCAAGCCCGGCGAAAUACUGUUUCGUCUGCGGAGAGCCAUAAUGGCAACGGGUCCCACACGCUGACUUCGUCUGCCAAAGGUUCCGUCCGGAACCAGACCGGUUCUACAGCAAGGGGGCUUUUUAAUCGUCGCGAAACAACAUCUUCAACCUCCUUAGGACUGAGCUCUCAGAGCGCGAAUGAGCCCCAUAAGCGCACUGCUUUGAACGCAGUCGCUAGCGCAGCUGCUUCCGCCAAGCGUUGGGGCUUAAACGCCUUCCAGCGGCGUGCCAACGAGGAAGCAACUGCAAACUGCAACCAGCAUAAUGAUAAUGUGUCUACGCUUGACCUUAGCCAGCCGAUUGGGCGUGGACAACCGCUGCCACCGCCGGGUACACCCCUCCCAAUGCCCGAAAAGAAGACCCCUACCGUACCCAUUCACGUUCCCAAACGGAAACCCGUUCCUCCGCCGCCGUCGAUGGAAGGGCAGAGUGAGCCAUCGAAGCCAGCCACUGAGCGCCAGCCAGUGCCGCCUCCGCCCCUCCCUAAGAGACGCCAGUAUCAUCACGAGCAGAAUGAUGACGACAACAUGCUUGUGGUCGCUGCUCCAGCGGAUUCCGAGCCGACCACACCGCUCACAGAGUCACAUAGUCCUGCGUACGUACAGCCAUGGGUUGAGGACCUCGAGGAGUCUGACAGUAUUAAUGCUGUUCCGCACGAACCUGUGGAAGGAGCGGACCCAGUCGCUCAGACCAAAUCAAGGUCUCCGUCACUGGUCGCAGUUGCUGAGGCAAGUCAACCAGUCGACACUGUCGCAGAAAAGCCAGACUCAGUUGAAGACGAUGAAGACUUCUCGGCUUGGAUGGAUAACCUCGCCCCUGAGGAGCCAGACUUACCGGCCAAGCCUCAGGAGGCUUAUUAGGUCCCUUGACUUGAAUGGAACGGAGUUCACGGCUUUCGGUUGUGGGUUUAGAGCAUGGCGUACUGGCCGGUUACAUAGGGGCACUUGGGGAUAAACUGUUUAUUCAUGGGGGCAUGGCGCAUAUAUCAUGCCAUUACGGCCCCCGGUCAACCUUUCACUAGCAAACAUCAGUCUAUUUUUUCUAGUACAGCACACCUGACCGCUUAAUCAACGACUUGCAGCCGUGUUUCGCCAUGUCUACGGUACCUUGCCGGCAGCACAUGUCUGCAAUACUCAUUUCUCUCCAGCCCGGGGUCUGAGUCCGUCGGCGCUCUCCCUGUUCUUGGAACACUGUCAUAUUUGUGUGAAGCCCUAGCUAAAAUCCU
This is a messenger RNA of Chaetomium strumarium, 3523 nucleotides long. RefSeq lists its product as uncharacterized. The transcript has 2 exons. The coding region runs from base 240 to 3158 and encodes 972 amino acids. Gene Ontology annotation, molecular function: lipid binding. Lineage: Eukaryota; Fungi; Ascomycota; Sordariomycetes; Sordariales; Chaetomiaceae. Gene Ontology annotation, cellular component: endoplasmic reticulum. The record is from RefSeq and is a predicted model, not a curated record.